This is a messenger RNA of Pelobates cultripes (western spadefoot toad), 3119 nucleotides long. NCBI's taxonomy places the organism in Eukaryota, Metazoa, Chordata, Amphibia, Anura, Pelobatidae. The record is from the annotation of a GenBank genome assembly.
AUGCGAGCGGCAUUGCUGCAUAGUGAAGGACUUACUUGUUGCUCCGCCUCCCGACCUCCCCUGCCAUUUGCGUAUGCCGCGCCGCGCACUGUGAGCAUUGCCGUGACUCCGCCUCCUUCCCGAACUGCAGCGCGGCACCAUCCUGAACGGCAGAGCGGCGCCAUCCGGAACUGCAGGUCGGCACCCACUCCAGCCUUGAGCCCAGCUGCCCAACUGAUCCUGAGCCUGCUGGAGUCUUCAGAACUGUAAGUAUUUACAGUAGUUAGUUACAGUAAUAUAUAUUGUUUUAUGGGAGUAAGGGUGGUUAGAGGGGAGGUGAGGGGUGGUUAGAGGGGAGGGGGAAGGGUGGAUGGAGGGGUUAGUAGUACAGUACUAUCACAUUGUUAAAAAUAAAGUAAUCUGUUAAAUACUAUAUAUUUGUGUCAGAAGUUGUGCUUUUUUAAUUUUUAUAAUAAUGAUACAGCCAUUUUAUUUAAUACUUUUGUGCUGAUCCUUUUUUUUCCCUCUAUUUUCAAGGGACACUAUAGUCACCAGAACCACAACAGCUAAACGUAGUAGUUCUGGUGUCUAUAACAUGUCUCUGCAGGCUUUUUAAUGUAAACACUGCCUUUUCAGAAAAAAAGGCAGUAUUUACAUUACUGCUGAGGAAUACCUCUAGUGGCCACUCAUCAGACGGCCACUAGAGGUGCUUCCUAAUCCAGUGUUGCACAACGCAUUCGCGCUAAACACUCCUCAUAGAAAUGCAUUGAUUCAAAGCAUCUCUAUGAGGCCACGCAUGCGCAAUAGCCUCCCAAUGCUUCUCUAUGGGAAAGCAGUGUGUUGGGUAUGAUAUACAUGUGCAUAUAUGUGACAUGUGACAUUCAUGUGCAUUAUAUUAAAGAGGUGAUCUGUAAUACACUCACAAAUUGUACGUUCCUGUGAGUUAUAUUGCUGUAGAGCUUGUGAUACUCACACACUCCACUUUUCUAUGCAUUUUAUUCUGAGGUGAUCUGUGAUAUACUUGCACAUCGCACAUUACUGUGAGUUGUAUUGCUGUGGAGCUGUGCAAUACACUUCACAUUACUGUAAGUUGUAUUAAAGGACCACUAUAGUGCUAGGAAAACAAACUCAUUUUCCUAGCACUAUAGCGUCUUUAGGUCCCCCCCACCCUCAGGGUCCCACUCUCGCCAGGCUGAAGCGGAGGAAGCGGUUAAACUCUUACAUUUCUCCAGCGCUGGGCUCCCUCGGUGCUGGGGAACUCUCCUCCCUCUUCCGAUGUCAGCGCUGAAUGAGCCACGCGCACGCUGCAAGAGCAGCGCGCACGUUCAAUCAGUCCAUAGGAAAGCAUUUCUCAAUGCUUUCCUAUGGACUUUAGCGUCUUCUCACUGUGAAAAUCAAGCGUGGGAGCGCCUCUAGCGGCUGACAAUGAGACAGCCACUAGAGGCUGGAUUAACCGUAUUGUAAACAUACUAGUUUAUUUGAAACUGCUAUGUGUACAGUUGCAGGGUUAACCUUAGAUGGACCUGGCACCCAGACCACUUCAUUGCGCUGAAGUGGUUUGGGUGCCUAUAGUGGUCCUUUAAUGUUGGACAAAAUCGUUUGAUGAAAGAAGAGGAAGCCUUACUGGCGUGCACAUUUACUCUUGCGUGUAUACAUGCAUGCACUGGAGUCUUAACCCGUCAGAGAGAAGAUCCAUGCAACAGUCAUGAGCACAGCUACAGAAGGGAAGAGCAGACAAAGCAUGGAAGAACAGCGAGAGGAGGAAGGGGAUUGGUAUGGCGCAUGCUCUCGUUAGAAGCCUUCUGUGGGAACUUUGCAUCUGUAGUAAGUUAAACAGCAUGCUUGGCUGUAACAUCAACAUUUUAAAUAUGCAAAAAUCCUAUUAAAAUAUAUGCAUUUUCACUCUAUUGACUUUUGUUUAUGGAAGUGUCAAUCACGUUUAUUUAUUCAGGAGCCUGACUGCCCUCAACAUGUCCAAACCUCUGAGUGGUGCUCAGAAGUGGAAGAAGAAGCAGGAGUUGAAGGAAAAAAUAUGUAGAAUUCCAAAAAUAACUGGUUUUCUUUUACCUACAAGUCGAUCUUCUGCACAGCCUUCUGCGUGUGGAUCUUCUAAAGAACAUGCUAGUACAUGUUCUCAGGAAGAGAUUCCUCCACAAAGUGAAUCAGAAUAUGGCUCGGAACUCAACACAGUGGAUUCCUCUGAUCAGCCCAUGUCACUAGAAACCACUCCAGUUCCCAUGGAAGUUGAGAAACCUAGCUUCCAUACUGUUGAAAUACAAGACGCAUCUGCUGAAGCAGUUGAUAUACCGCCAAAAUCCAUGGAAAAGUCAGGUUUCCUAACUGACAUUGGUUUGUGGCCCAACUCAUCUACUCUUGAGAUGCGGGAGUAUUGGCCCAAAAAUGGAAAUUCGUCAGUAAAGAAACCUCUGGAAAAACUGCGCAAUGAAGGAUUUCCAAAAUCAUUUAAAGAUGGACGUUGCUGUACAGCAGAUAUGUUUCUUCGUAACUGUCCCAAUGGGGACAAAGUUGAAAGGAAGUGGCUUUGUUACUCAAAUAACAGAGGCCGAAUAUACUGUUUUGACUGCAAAUUAUUUAGUUCAUCAACAAAUGCAUUUUCCAGUGAUGGUUUCAGCAACUGGAAACAUGCCAGUGAACGAAUUUCAUCCCAUGAACAGUCUCAUCAUCAUAUACGCGCUGUGAUUGAUACAGCCAAAUUUUCAAAACUGGAAGAUCGGAUUGACUAUAAAAUGCAACAGCAAAUUGAAGAGCUGACCACCUAUGGGCAAAACCUAGUAAAACGUUUGCUUAGUGUCAUCGUUUUUCUUGCUGAGAGAGGAUUGGCUUUUAGAGGUGAUGAUCAGACUAUUGGAUCCCCACAUAAUGACAACUAUCUCGGUAUUUUGGAAUUACUGUCAGAGUAUGAUGCUUUCCUAGCACAACACAUCCAAACAAAGGCAAACAAAGGCAAAGGAUGUACAAGUUAUUUAUCAGCAAAUGUCUGUGAGGAACUCAUACAAAUUACUGGGGAUAAGAUCUUAGAAGUUGUCAUCAACCAUAUUAAAAUGGCAAAAUACUACUCUGUUUCUGUGGAUUCAGCGGAGGAUUCUUCUCAUACUGACCAACUCACCGUGAUUAUUUGA